AAAAUAAGCCGUGGUGUUUUUGAAAAUCCCUCCCACCAGAUGUCCGCGCCCGCGCAGGAGUGGUGGUUUCCCCAGGGGGCUCUGUGAUUGGUUAGGUCCGAACCGCCCUGUCAGUGGGAUAGUUUUCAUUGGCGCAACGUAACGGAUUAGUGAAGAACAGUGGGCGGAGGACAGUUUUUCUGCCAACGUUGAUUGGCUGGAUCGUUCUGAUGGUCGUGGGAGAGCUGAUUGGCUGAUAGUGCCGCCGUUGGCGCCGCCACAACAGGGAGGAGUAGCAAUUCAGUUAGAGGUUGGGUGAGCUAUAGAGCUCUUGAGGUCGCCGAGUCUCCUUGUGGCGUAUGGGUGGGGGUCUCUGGACGGGAGUGGCGAGGGUGAAGUGUUCAGCUUUGGUACCUUCAGCCUCAUGGAACUAACUUGUCCUGUAUAUCAAUACCCAAGGUAUCCUUGCAGACAUUUUUUUCCAGUUUUGCUAUGGAUAUGAUUAACAACUGCAUGUAAGGAUCCUUUUCAGGCAAACAGGCAAAAUAUUAGGAGAGAAGUGGGUCUUCUGUCAUUUGCACUGGGAUUUGGAGAUGGGUGAUUUCAGGGAAGAUGGUACCCUUCAGCUUUCCUCCAUCAAAAGUUGCACUUUGGAAUCCAGUGCCUAUCGGAGAAAGCACUGGCUCCCACCUAAAUCAUAGAAACCUUAUGCUACUUAUGAAUGAGAAGACUCUGCGACUUGCCCAUCGUCAUGCUAAGCAAAGUCGAAGAAAACCCUUUACCUGUUUUCUAGUUGGAACUCUUGCAGUAGAUGAAGAUGAUAAAGGUGUGUCACUAACAAUAGACCGUUUUGAUCCGGGUCGUGAAGUAACUGGUGGCUUGGAGAAAAUACCUACAGCACCUCUUCCUGGAGAUUUUUUGAUUCCAUGCACAGUUAAUGUUUGGGGAUCAUCCUCAUGUGAUGUAAUAGUGCACAAUUCUGAGGACUUCAGUUUAGCUUUUAAGAUACUGCAACAGAAUUUGAACAGCCAAGAUUCUCUGGAUCCUUCAAAACUGAUCACUUUAAGAGUUCAUAUUUCUUCUACAGAAAAUAUGGACAACCUAAACUUUGACUUUCACUGGGCAGCUGUUACAGUGGCUAAUAGUUUAAAAUAUACUCCUGUAAAGUCCGUCCCAAUAAUUCCUACGGCCCUUGCCAGAAAUCUAAGCAGCCACAUGAGUAUUGCACAAAUUCAAGGGACUUUCAAAUGUGGAUACCUUACAAUGGACCAGACCCGGAAACUACUAUUAAUUCUGGAAUCUGACCCUAAAGCUAAUACUCUGCCACUGAUUGGCAUUUGGUUGAGUGGAAUCUCUCAUAUCUACAGUCCACAGGUCUGGGCCUGCUGUCUACGUUACUUAUUCAGUUCUUCAAUUCAAGAGAGGGUACUUUCAGAAUCAGGAAGUUUUCUUAUAGUCCUUUAUUCUCUGAUACAUAAAGAUCCAGAGUUUUAUGAAUGCCUUCCUUGUGGUGAACAUAUUGAACUAGGUUUCCAGCUACUGACAAGCAAAGAAACAUUACAUCUGUUCAGAAAUGUUGAGUCUUCAGAUAAAUAUCCUAUCCAAUUUGAACUGAGUUCAGAAAACAAAAAUGCAGAAAUGGGGUUCUUCAGCAAGAUCUCAAAGAAUUUUUCUGUUGAAAGCCCAUCUCAAGGUUCAUCGCCCAGUAAGUUGUCUGUCAGUGAUCAUGAUUCUGGUGUGGAAGAUGAUGCAUCCCCUAGGCCCUUUCCUCGUCCUCACCCAGUGAGUCAACAGGUUACUGAGAUCCAGCCUUCAGUUCCUGAAUUGUCAAUUGUAUUUGAUAGCAACUUUAUAGAAUCUCUACCACCUUCCAAACAUGCUAUGAACAUGGAUAAAAAGAAUCUACCUUCACGUGUAUAUCAGCCUGCUAAGAUGACAUGCUCCAUAGGACAUCCACCCUGCCAUAUUCAGAGCUCUGAUAGUGGAAGGCAAAUCCAUGGCUCACGUGCUAGAGAGCCUCCUCCAAGGCAGUUGCCAAGCCAGUUAAAGCAGGGAGUUCCCAUUUUAAAAUCUUGUAAAGGAAUGCAACCUCCACUACAACAGCAACCUAACUGUGGUGCAGUUGGGUCUCAAACAAGAAGCAGCUCUGGAUCUCCACCCUCCUCUUCUCCUUCAACACUUUGUAGUGGACCUUCUCCCAACACAUCUGCACAUCAACUUGGAACAUCUACUGAACGACACUUGGCAAACAGUGAUGCUAUUCAAAGGAAAGGAGAACUUCCUUUAAGUGGACCUUCUGCAUCUAAUUUAAAGCAACCAACUGUAACCUCCCGGCCUCCCUGGCACAGCUGUGCUUUGUCUACUCCAAACCUGAGAAGACCAGUGGAGCUUCAUAUACCAGUACAAGGUCCACCUUGCCAUUCUCCUUAUGUGUGUGGCUGUCAGUUACAUAGUCAUAUGCAAUGCAGUCCAACAAAUAUUUGGCAAGGGAUGUGUAAAAUGGGUUCCAGUCAGACACCUGAAAUUCAGUCAAGUGUUGCCCAGGAGGGUACACAAUCUAUGUUUCAUCAAAAUAUAGAAUGUAAAAACACUUCCUGCAAUCAAGUAUGUACCACAAGUAGCCCUAUAAACCUAGUCCAUUAUGGAGUAAUGGGGAACUGUUCUUCCCUCGGUGAUAACAUGUCACCUACUGCAAGGACAUCCCCUGCAGAAUCUGGUAAUGCACAGUUCCAUGCAGUGUGUUCAGCUUGUAUGCACACUCCUACAACAAAAAUGGGAGCAUCUCCAGAUGUUUACAAAAUUCUUGCUGAACAAGAUAGGCAGCUCAAACUGCUACAAGCUCAGAUCCAGCGUCUUUUAGAAGCACAAACUCUUCAGCCUACUAAGACUGUAGCUAAUAGUGGCAUACAGUCCGAAAAGCAACUAGAACUUGUUGCCAUGGAAACCCAGUCCUCCCCAGGGUUACAGAUGAAAAAAAGUGUCAGCAUUGCAGUGAGCACAGGUGCUAGCUUGUUCUGGAAUGCUCCCUUGGAAAGGAACAAAGAGUCCUCAAAACAGGAUGAUGAAAUUUCCAGUGAAGACAUUAGUAUUUCUAUGAACACUGAGAAGGAUAAGAGUCAAACAAGCAUUGCCUCAUCAUUAAAAGCUGUUGAUAUACCCAGUUUUGUAGACAGUAUCCAUGUUCUAGAAGAACCACCUGGUCAAUUCUCUACUGCAACCUGCAGUGGGCCAAUUGCUGCAGAGUUGGCUCCAGCUUCACUGCUGAAUGAAAGUGUUAGCAUGUGCUUACAGACUAGACUAUCAGAAGAAGCUGAUGGUCAUUUGGUAAAUAAUGAACAAAAGGUUGAUCAUGUAAUCCCUUCCCUGCCAAGUACUGCACAAAAUGAUCAGAAAUUCUACCAGGAUAUUUUGGGUCAAGUAAACCACUUCUUGAAGGAAUCUUCUGAAGAAAAUAUUUCAUCUGCAAAAGAGAACCUUAUCAGCAAUGCAUAUACUGCAUCCACUGAAGUGAGCAAGCAAAAGCAAAGGAGCUUAACACCUCACACAAGCCCGAGAGAUAAAGAUAAUGUUCUGAGUGCAACCCUGAAGCAAUUAAGGAACCUUGGAGUGAAUUUUGACUCUCCUGACAAGAUGAACAAUGCACACAGAGUAGAAAAUGCCAGUAUUUUGGCCUGUAUUAAUCCUGAAGCAGUCAUUCCAGGCCUAAACUACAUAUCUUUUGCUAAUGUUGGCAUGAGUGGCCUAACUCCCAAUGGAGCAGAUCUGAGUAUGGAGGCAAAUGCUAUUGCCCUAAAGUAUCUAAAUGAAAGCCAACUGUCUCAGCUUUCUCUGAGUCGGUCAAGUCAAAAAAAUUCUAUGGAUUCAUCUGUACAGACUCUCCUGCAAACUAACACAGACAAGAGUUUGGUGGGCUUCAGUUUAAUUUCCCCAAGCAAUAUGUCUUUUGCGACCAAGAAGUACAUGAAGCGGUAUGGGCUCUUGCAAGGCAGUGAUGAUGAUGAUGGUGAUAGUGAUGGUGAUGAUGAAGAAGAGAAGCAGCAGACUGACAAUCACAGGAAAGAGAGUUUAGAACCUGUUCUACAGCUGGAUUUAAAUCCUCUUUUAGGGGGCUUUGCCUGCUGGAAAGACUCUUCUGAAAGAGCUGGUCAAGUACAACUUCCUGCCAAUCCAGUGCAAUGUGAAAUUGAAGUAUCUAGAAGUCAUCUGUCAAAACCAGAGGGUCCUAUAUUAAGAAAUGUUACAAAUGCAGUCCUUCCAGUCAGAAUCCUGUGCCAGUCAAAUGAAGGUUCACAUCCGUUUUUAAAAGACUUAAAGCCAACAAUGAAACUUCUCCCUGGUAAAGCAGAGUUUACACAGCAUCCAGGCAAAGAGAAUAUAGAUGUUCGGAUUGUACCUGAAACACAGCAAGCUCCUAUUCUUGACUGUCUAAACCAUGGAGACAACAUGAAUUCAGUGGGUACUUUUCUUGAUGUACAACAACUCAGACAAUUACCAAAGUUAUUCUAGACUAUACCUAUGGUUUUUAAAAUGGGUAACCAGCUCUUUGUAUGAAGCUUUUUUGUGAUUCAGAAAAUAGAGAGAAGCCAAUGAUUAAAAGCUUUAAAAGCUGAUUUGGCAAUAAACUAAACGUGGAAAGGGAAUUCAGUGUCAGCCCAGACAAUCCAGUUGCUCAAUAUGAUGAUCAAUUUGACAUGUCAUGUCAAAUAGAAGCAUUUGCACCUUUGUGGUGCACUCUAGGUGUUUUUACCUUCCAAAACAUCAGUGAAUGUAAUUGAGGUAUAGUGUGCAGCACAUAUUUUUUAACAGAUGUUGACUUCUGCAUUUAUUAAAUGAAAGAGGGGUCAGAUUUUGUCAAUACUGAAAUGGUUGGUGGGUUUAAGACAAAGCUAGGAUUUUUUUAAACUUAAGAGUCCAUCCAAGCAUUAAAGUAAUGCACUUUUUCAACCUGAUUUGCAUGGAUUUGAAAUAAAAUUUCAUACAAUUACUUGUACCAAAUGUGAUCAUGAAACUAAGUCAGUGAACUUUACACCAUGUGUUUCUGACUUGCACCAUAUAUACAUAAGAAGCAAACAUUCAGUUUCUGAACUGUUUAUCUGCUUCUGUCUUUGAACUCUUAACACUUUGAGUGUCUAAAUAAAAUGUGCUAGUCUGUUCUUAUGAUAUGCAAAGCUGUAAAACUCAGGGGUUUUUAAAAAAUAAAUUUAAUUGGGUUUACUUUA
Messenger RNA from Hemicordylus capensis (graceful crag lizard), 5198 nucleotides. It is a transcript of the gene STIL, whose product is annotated as STIL centriolar assembly protein. The record is from RefSeq and is a predicted model, not a curated record. NCBI's taxonomy places the organism in Eukaryota, Metazoa, Chordata, Lepidosauria, Squamata, Cordylidae. Bases 592 to 4485 code for a protein of 1297 amino acids. Gene Ontology annotation, biological process: smoothened signaling pathway; centrosome duplication; mitotic spindle organization. Gene Ontology annotation, cellular component: centrosome; centriole. The transcript has 18 exons.